UUUCCGGGGGGUGGAGGGGUGUGGGGGGAAACGUAUUAUGUGCUAUUAACAAGAACGUCAGUGUUGAGGAAGAUUGAAUGCUUCUGCUGUGACUGGCCACAAAGUAAAGCGAGGCACCGCCUCCUUCCACGACUGUGGUGGAACAAGAUUCUCGAUCGGUGACACUUUUUUUUUGCAGGAUUUGUGAGUUGAUACGUUACAUCUUGUCUAAGCGUUCAACUGAUGAGUGAGAUGUUCUCCUGAGUUUCCAUCUCGACCCAGGCUUCCAUUACUGACACCACACCAUGGCAUCUAAUAUAAUUGUGGAACAACAGUUUUCUCACAAAUUAACAGUGACGGUCAUCCGAGCCGAGAGCGUCACCAAGGGAGCGCUGGGAGACUUGUUGGACACACCGGACCCGUAUGUGGAGCUGUUCAUCCCGACAGCCCCAGAGAGCAGGAAGAAAACCAGUCACAUCGACAACAACAUCAAUCCAAAAUGGGACGAGACAUUUCACUUCAUACUAGACCCCAACCUGCAGAACGUCCUCGAGAUAACGUUAAUGGACGCCAAUUAUGUGAUGGACGAGACCCUUGGGACGGCUUCCUACGACAUCUCCAAGCUCAAAGUGGGCCACAAACAAAUGGAGACAUUCCUCAUCGGCAAAGCAACAAAGGUCCACCUAGAGAUGUAUCAGGAGAUCUGUACCAACUUGGAUCUGCGGUUCAGCCUGGCUCUGUGUGACAACGAGAAGCAGUUUCGACAAACCCGCAGAGAAAGAGUAAUGCUGGGGAUCAAGAAGUUGCUGGACAUGGAGAAGCCGCGUUUCCUUCCCAGCUCACCAGAAGAGGUACCAGUGAUCGCCAUCUCGGGUUCAGGAGGCGGCUUUCGUGCCAUGGUCGGCUAUUCAGGUGUGAUGAAAGCCCUCUUUGAGUCUGGAGUCCUGGACUGUGCCACCUAUAUUGCUGGUCUCUCCGGAUCCACCUGGUACAUGUCCACUCUCUACUCCCACCCCGAGUUUCCGAAUAAGGGUCCAAAGGAGAUCAACAAGGAGCUAAUGAACCGAGUCAGCAGUAAUCCAUUGAGGCUCUUGCUGCCGCAACAUAUAACCAACUACAUCCAGGCUCUGUGGACCAAGAAGGCCUCAGGACAGCCUGUUACCUUCACCGAUAUCUUUGGUAUGCUCAUAGGAGAGACGCUUAUACCUGCGAGGAUGGACAUCAAGCUGAGUGACAUCCAAGAGAAAAUCAACCAGGCGCAGAGUCCUCUUCCUCUCUUUACUUGUCUGCAUGUCAAGCCAGAUGUUUCUGAGCUCAUGUUUGCAGACUGGGUGGAGUUCAGCCCUUAUGAAAUUGGAAUGGCAAAGUACGGCACCUUCAUGACACCUGACUUGUUUGGAAGCAAGUUCUUCAUGGGAACCGCUGUCAAGAAAUAUGAGGAAAACCCUCUUCACUUUUUAAUGGGUGUUUGGGGAAGCGCCUUCUCUAUUCUUUUUAACCGAGUGCUAGGGGUCAAGGACAAAGCUGGGGGCAGCACCAUGGAGGAAGAGUUAGAGCAGAUUAAACCACAGCACAUUGUUGGAGAAGACAGUAUGGACAAUGAGGAUGAACCCCGCAAAGCCGGCACAGAGAACCAAGAGGCAGAGGACGAGUAUCAUCGCACCGCUCAGGCCAGCUGGGUUCAAAGGAUGUUCACAUCGCUCUUCAGCGACACAGCCUUGUUCAACACCAGAGAAGGCCGUGCUGGCAAGGUGCAUAACUUCAUGUUGGGCCUGAACCUGAACACCAGCAUCCCUUUCUCUCCUAUCGGUGGUGCCAUCUGCCAAGCACCGACACCAGAGGAGGAGGUCGAUGCUGUCACAGACCCAGACGAGUUUGACCGCAUCUAUGAACCUCUGGAUGUGAAGAGUAAGAAGAUCCAUGUGGUGGACAGCGGCCUCACCUACAACCUCCCCUAUCCUCUCAUCCUGAGGCCCCAACGCAGCGUCGACCUCAUCAUCUCCUUUGAUUUCUCUGCACGACCCAGUGACUCCAGCCCCCCGUUUAAGGAGCUCCUGCUGGCUGAAAAAUGGGCUCGCAUGAACAAGCUUCCAUUUCCCAAAAUUGAUCCCAAAGUCUUCGACCGAGAGGGCCUGAAGGAAUGCUAUGUGUUCAAACCCAAAAAAGGCGAAAAGAACUGCCCAACUGUCAUCCACUUUGUUCUGGUCAAUAUCAACUUCAGGACGUUCAAAGCGCCCGGCGUUCCAAGAGAGACAGAGAAGGAGAAGGAGGUUGCAGACUUCGACAUCUUCGACGACCCCGAGUCUCCGUUCUCCACUUUCAACUUCCAGUACUCCAACGAGGCUUUCACUCGACUCCAUGACCUCAUGGAGUUCAACACUCUCAACAACUUGGAGGUGAUUAAAGAGGCCAUCAAAGAUCGCAUCGUGUUACGGAAGGAGAAUCCUUCCAGCCUCACCGUGCCCUUCUUCCUAAGUGAGAUCCCCAAGAAGAGGUUUCUCAAAAGGAACCCUCACCUUAAUCCCUGGAAUCACCACGGCAACAACGAUCAGUAGCCUGCUUUUGGAUGGAGACUUUUGGAUUUGGAGGACAACAUUUUCUUUAUGGAAAAUGUCGAUUGGCUGUGUUUUGUCGCGUUACAUAAAGGGAUUUUGUAGAACGAAGAACGAUGACGUUUACUGUUUAAAGCCUCAGAAACACACUGACAUGUUUCCUCGGGCUCCAUUUGCACAAAAUAGGGGAAACUGUUUUCGCUGCCACUGUUUGCAGCUGAUAUUUGGCUUCCCUCUGGCUGAGAGACUGGAGUAACAUUUUUACACUGUGUGGACAACAAGAGAUCAUUUCUCCUCGAUGUUUUUCGAAACAGCUGUCAAAUGUCAAUGCUCUUUGACCUCACUCACGUCCAUCCUUGCAGUGGACACAUGAAUUGGUGUCGUGCCGACUUGAGUGAGGUAUGAUCGCAUCGCGCACGUGUACAACUUAGGAUGCAUGUCUGUGAAUAUUCUCAUUCAUCCAGGCCACCGUACUGUCGCUCUCUCGAUCGCAACAGGACCGUUCGGGUUGUCUUCGAAGUGGGGCUGUCAAAAAUAAGGCUUUAACGGCGGCAACUUAUUUAUUUCAUGAAUUACGUCAUAUUUUUUGGGCAGAAUUAACACAUGCGUAUCGCGGCGAGCCACAUCUCUGUUACGACGGCAGACGGAGGCGCAGUGUAGCAUCCCCACAGAGGCACACGAGUCUGAUGCUCUUUACUAACUUUAUCCCGACUUGCGAACUCUGAACAUCUUUAUUAUGCGUGAAUGUGUGGUGUAAAUAAACAGCAAGACAACGAAAAACAAUGAGUUUAUAUUCCAGUCAGCAUUUAAGUGUGCUCGCAAAUCCCAGGGAAGUACACUGAAAGCAUGUGACUUUCGCUGAAACGACGUGGUGUCUUUGAAUGCAAACCCUCAUUGCUCGUAAUAACACGGUAAAAGGGUGACUCAAGUGUUCUGCUACCAUUAAAGAGGAAACGAUGAUGAUGAUGAUGCCAUUUUUACUUUGCGCUGUAAGAAACCUAGCCUGUAUUGUACCUGUUGGUGGGCUGAGCUCCUUCCUUCUGUUUUCAUCGUGCCAGUGCAGAAAAUGAUUGAAUGACUCACCUAAACAUCUUGAGUGAGAUCAAACAAGAGAAGCUUGUAGCCAUUUGUUUGACAGCAACUAGAAACCACAUCAGUUGCUACCCCUGUAGCAUUUUCUGUUGCAGAAAAUGACUUUUUUGUUAUUUACCCACCUCAGUGACACACCUAAACAUUUUGAGUGAGCUCAUGCAAGAGAAGCUCGCCGCCAUUUGUUCGACAGUAACUCGUAACUAGUUAACCUCAAACAUUUCAAUGUUGUUUAAUCACCUACAGGGAGUGGGCAGUGCUCCCCUGUUGGGAGUGCCUCCCAUUUAAAGCGGCCAUUGUACAAAAACAACACCUGAUACCAUAGAAACGGCUUCGCUGCUUUGCUAUCUACAUUAGGAUUAAAGGCGUGUUUAUGCUCCUGACUGUGUUGUUUCAGGCUGCUUUUCCGAAAAAGACCAUUUCCUCAUCCUCCUCCUCCUCCCUCCACCCAGCUGGCUUUUAGCCACCUCAAUAAGUGACGCUCAGGUGAAAUGACGGGAGGGCUAGGUGGAGUGAGAUGGCAUCAUAAAACUGGCUAGCAUUCAGUGGAAUUUUACACACUACACCUACACCUCCAGCAGUGCGAGCCUGGAAUCUGACACAUUACACCUCCACCUGCAGGGGCCCAGAGGCUGCACACACCGCAGUGGAAUUUUACACUGAAAGGCUUCUGACCACUACUAAACUACUCAUGUUUCAGCACUUCUGCUUUGGAGCACAUCCAGAAGACUAAGUCAUCAUGCAGUCGUGUUGGCUAAGGAGACUUUGACAACACUGUGCUGUUACUAUGAUUCAUAUUUUUCAAUUUAGGAGAUGAUUUGCGUCAGUGUCUACCUGUUUCUUGUAGAUCUUGUUACAUUGUUUUGAUAAAGCAUGCUGAGUAUGCUCUGACUGCUGAGUUUCAUGAGCAACGUCGAUGGCUGUGUAAGACUGGGGGAUGAAAUGUGGAUUUUUUUCCCUGAAUUCCUCUGUGAGACUUAAUGGUCGAAGUUGUCUCACUUCAUAUGAGAGCCCCGGUAAUGCUCAGUCAAUCAAAUUAUUAGAAUUGAUUAUUGUCAUUUUUGUUAUUAAAUUUUAAGUACUAAAUGGACCCGAGUAAAUAUACGCGUGUAAUGUUUGCCUUUGAAAUGCUUUUGCACUGAUCCCUUAUCAGUGAGAGCUUACUGAAAUAACACAGCGGGUCUAUCUGUGCUUUGAUGUCAUCACUGGGGAAAUUCUCACUGUACGACUAAUGCACGCAGUCAUUGUUCAGAUAUGAUACAGCUAAUAAUGCUGGCCAGUUGGCACUUGAACAUGCUAAAUAUAUACUGUAUGUACACACGCUAAUAAAUGCACAGUAAACAUGUAACUUUUUGUAAAGGUCAGAGAGUAUUGAUGUACGAUUUUAUUUGCUAGGUUUAUCAUAAAAAACCACAACACAAUACCUGACCAAACAAUAGCUCAAAACAUCCAGUAUUAGCAUCACUUUUUCCUUGUAAUUGGACGACGAAAGGUUGUACUUUU
Dunckerocampus dactyliophorus (ringed pipefish) is the source of this 5123-nucleotide messenger RNA. RefSeq names its product cytosolic phospholipase A2-like. Gene Ontology annotation, molecular function: calcium ion binding; calcium-dependent phospholipid binding. Bases 285 to 2534 code for a protein of 749 amino acids. The record is from RefSeq and is a predicted model, not a curated record. Gene Ontology annotation, biological process: glycerophospholipid catabolic process. The transcript has 19 exons. Gene Ontology annotation, cellular component: endoplasmic reticulum; cytosol; nucleus. NCBI's taxonomy places the organism in Eukaryota, Metazoa, Chordata, Actinopteri, Syngnathiformes, Syngnathidae.